Molecule: messenger RNA, 1080 nt
Organism: Pestalotiopsis fici W106-1
Lineage: Eukaryota; Fungi; Ascomycota; Sordariomycetes; Amphisphaeriales; Sporocadaceae
Exons: 1
Coding region: 1-1080 (359 amino acids)
Cellular component (GO): nucleus
Molecular function (GO): ubiquitin protein ligase activity
Source: RefSeq, a predicted model, not a curated record
AUGUCGCAUAGCAAACGUAACACGUCGCGGGCGGUUUUCACCUCCCAUGAGCGCGAACAAGCCAAAAAGGCAUGGGGCGCAUCGUCGGCACGUCUAAGUCGCGACUCGAUGCUGCCCUUCUCUGCCUGCCGGCUUUGCCUCGAGACCGCCGAGGAACCUGUCGCCUGCGUACACGGGGAUGUCUUUUGCAGAGAGUGCGCUCUGUCAAAUAUUCUCGCCCAGAAGAAGGAGAUCAAGAGACUGGACAAGGUCCGGGAGCAGGAAGCCAGAGAGAAGGAAGAAGCAGAACAGAGGAGGGACGCCGAGGCCAGGGAAAGAGAAGUCAGCGACUUUGAAAGGACUUUGAGCGGCGUCGGCUCUUCUGUCGCUCACAGCCACGGAACAGCCGCCGUCUCGAGCAAAUCCCCAGACGACACACCUCCUAAAAAUGGCGCCGCACGUCCUGGCAAGAGGAAAUUCGAGAUGAACGAUGAAGAGUUGCAGCGUAUAGCAGCACAGCAGAGAGCAAAAGCGCGGCAGGCCCUCGACCACGAGAAGGCAGCUAUGCCAAAGCUGCCGUCGUUUUGGACCCCCUCGAUUACCCCAUCAUCCAACACAACCACUGCGCUGCAUGAUGUAGUCAAGAAGGCAAAGACUGCUCCUACCUGCCCAGCCUCGCAAGAAGGCCAACCGCAUGCCUAUUCCUUGGCCACUCUGGUCACAGUUCACUUCACCGAGGAGAUAGACGAGAAGACGAAGAAGAAGCAGCGGCUCUGUCCAUCUUGCAAGAAGGUCCUGAGCAACGCCUCAAAGGCCAUGCUCGCCAAACCGUGCGGUCAUGUCAUGUGUCUCAACUGCGUUGACAAGUUCAUGCGGCCAUCCAAACAUGGCGACCCCCACGCCGACGAUGUCGACUUCACUGGCAUGAGAUGUUAUGUUUGCGAAGCCAAUCUUAUCGACAGUUCGGCUCAAGAAAAAUCCAAAAAGAAGGACAAGGAAAGGAUUCGACCCGGUCUCGUGGAGCUGCGCAGCGAGGGAACAGGCUUCUCCGCUGGUGGUUCGAACCAAGUCCAAAAAGUCGGAGUCGCAUUCCAAUGCUAA